CACCCCACUCAAGAUGGGAAAACACGACAAGAAGUCAGGCAAGGGCCGUCUGGACAAGUUCUACCGGCUCGCGAAGGAGCAGGGCUACCGUGCGCGUUCGGCCUUCAAGCUCAUCCACUUGAACCGCAAGUAUGACCUGCUGUCCAAGUCGCGGUGUGUGAUCGACUUGUGUGCGGCGCCCGGCGGAUGGCUGCAAGUGGCGGAGAAGUACAUGCCGAAGGGGAGCUUGAUUAUCGGUGUCGACCUCGUGCCCAUCAAGCCGCUGCCGCACACGAUCACGUUCACGGCGGACAUCACGACGCCGGCGUGCCGCAACGAGCUGCGCACGCACAUGCACGACUGGAAGGCGGAUUUGGUGCUGCACGACGGCGCGCCCAACGUCGGUGCUGCGUGGGUGCAGGACGCGUUCACGCAGAACGAGCUCGUGCUGCAGUCGCUCAAGCUGGCGUGCGAGUUCCUCAAGAAGGGCGGCAACUUUGUCACCAAAGUGUUCCGCUCGCAGGACUACAACUCGCUCCUGUGGGUCUUCUCCCAGCUCUUCCGGCACGUCGAGGCCACCAAGCCACCGUCGUCGCGUAAUGUCUCGGCGGAGAUUUUCGUCGUGUGCCGCGACUUCAUUGCGCCCAAGCACAUCGACCCCAAGUUCCUCGAUCCGAAGCACGUGUUCAAGGACGUUGCGCCGCUCCCUGCGUCCAUCACGGAGCCGGAGCAGGCGGGCGCGGCGACGGGCCAGUCGACUACACAGGCUGUCAACGCCGUCACCCGCCUCGUGAACAACCCGCACGCCGAGGCCAACGUCUACAACCCCGAGAAGAAGCGGCGCCAGCGCCAAGGAUACGCCGACGGCGACUACACACUGUUCCACAAGGCGUCGGCGCACGACUACGUCUACGGAACGGAUCCCAUCCAGAUCCUCGGCACGAUGAACCAGAUCGAGUUCUCGACGGACGAGGAGAAGGCGUGGCUCAAGAGCCGCCACACGACAUCGGACGUGGUCGCCAACUGCGCCGACCUCAAGGUGCUCGGCAAGCGCGACUUUAAGGAGCUUAUGAAGUGGCGUCUGGCGAUCCGUCUCGAGAUCGGCUUGGACGUCAAAGCCAAGGCGGCGGACGAGGCGACCGAGGAGGUCGACGUGCAGCCGAUAGACGAGGAAGAGCAGAUCACCGAGGAGAUCAAGCGCCUGCACGAGGAGAGGCUGUCGAAGCAGAAGCGCGACAAGCGGCGCAAGAACGAGAUCAAGGCCAAGACGAUGCAGAAGCUCAAGCUGGGCAUGACGGCGCCCACCGAUUUGGACAUGGACGACCGCGAGCUGGCCGGUGAAGAGAUGUUCGACUUGGGCGAGGGCGAGCGCGAGCUUGCGCGCGCCGGCGGGCGCAACCUGCGCGAGGUAGUGCAGGACGCGGACGGCAUGUCCGAGUCGGAGGAGGAGGCUGCGGUCGAGGACGACGCGGACGACGAGGUGCUCUCGUCCGACGAGGAGCGGGAGCGGCGCACGGCCGCGCUCGAGGCCGGCCUCGACAGCAUGUACGACGACUACCGCGAGCGCAUGGCGGAGCGGGACGCAAAGUACAAGGUGAAGCAGCAGCGGCUGAAGGACCGGAACUUUGACGCGUGGCACGGCAUCCGUGACGGGAGCGACAGCGAGGACGACGGCGUCGACAAGGGAUACCGCGACCAGAUGGUGCGCGUGCCCCGGCGCGGCGACAACGAGGAGGACGAGGAGUACGUGAGCGAGGACGGGGGGUGGGAUGUAGUUGCGGCGCAGAAGGCGACGCUGGGCGAGGCGGACAGCGACGAGUCGAGCGACGAUGACGACGACGACGCCAAGCCAAAGCGCAAGGUCAAGGCCAAGGUGACGAUUCCCGCCGAUGCGCGCCCCCUCGCCCCACGGCCGAAGGGGUUGAUGACGACGUUGGCACCGGACGAGUCGCGCGCCAAGAUGAGCCGCCAGGCGCAGGUGUGGUUCGACCAGGGCGUGUUCAAGGACGUGGGGGAUCUGGCGGCGCUGGACGGCGACGACGAAGACUCUGACGAGGACGACGGCGACGGCGAAGACUCUGAUGUGGAGAUGGAGUCCGAGUCCGGGUCUGAAGCGGACUCCGAGUCCGAGACCGAGAGUCUCGAGUCGACGCUCGACGACGUCGACGCCGAUGACGACGAGUUCGAAAUCGUGCCGCAGGAAGUGGACGACGCGCCCGAAUGGGACGUGGACGACGAAGACCAAGACGCGACGCUGCAAGCGCAGAUCCAGCGCAAGGGCCUGCUGACGGCGGAGGCGCAGACGCUCGCCUCCAAGCUCGUGAACCGGGAGAUCACGGCGUCGCAGCUCGUCGACCAAGGCUUCAACCGCCUGUCGACGUACAACAAAGACGGGCUGCCGGCGUGGUUCUUGGACGACGAGGCGAAGCACUACCGCCCCAACAUCCCCGUGACGAAGGAGGCGAUCGCGGCGCUGCGGGAGCGGCAGCGGGCGCUGGACGCGCGGCCGAUCAAGAAGGUCGCCGAGGCCAAGAUGCGCAAGAAGCGUGUGGCCGCGACGAGGAUGGAGCGCGCGAAGAAGAAGGCUGCGGGCGUCAUGGAGACCGAGGAUCUCAACGACGGCGAAAAGGCGCGCGCCGUGUCCCGCCUCCUCCGCCGCGCGGCGAAUACCAAGCGGCCGGAGAAGAAGGUUGUCGUGGCCCGCGGGUCGAAUCGCGGCAUCAAGGGCAGGCCGAAGGGCGUCAAGGGGAAAUACAAGAUUGUGGACGCGCGCAUGCGCAAGGAGACGCGCGCACUCAAGCGCAUCGCAAAGGAAAAGAAGAGGAGGUAGCGGUAGAUGUAGAGAUAGAGAUUGCAUGGAUACCACUGGAGAUGGCGAGCAAGACUACAACAUGGGAUAUGAUACAAUGCUGGAGAGAGCUGGGAGACCGAGAGCCCGAGGC
Messenger RNA from Cutaneotrichosporon oleaginosum, 2921 nucleotides. RefSeq lists its product as uncharacterized. Gene Ontology annotation, cellular component: nucleus; nucleolus; preribosome, large subunit precursor. Lineage: Eukaryota; Fungi; Basidiomycota; Tremellomycetes; Trichosporonales; Trichosporonaceae. The record is from RefSeq and is a predicted model, not a curated record. Gene Ontology annotation, biological process: maturation of 5.8S rRNA from tricistronic rRNA transcript (SSU-rRNA, 5.8S rRNA, LSU-rRNA); maturation of LSU-rRNA from tricistronic rRNA transcript (SSU-rRNA, 5.8S rRNA, LSU-rRNA); rRNA methylation. Gene Ontology annotation, molecular function: rRNA (guanine) methyltransferase activity; rRNA (uridine-2'-O-ribose)-methyltransferase activity.